Molecule: messenger RNA, 585 nt
Organism: Caenorhabditis remanei
Lineage: Eukaryota; Metazoa; Nematoda; Chromadorea; Rhabditida; Rhabditidae
Exons: 6
Coding region: 1-585 (194 amino acids)
Source: RefSeq, a predicted model, not a curated record
AUGGUUUCGCUUACAGGGGCAUUGGGAAUGCCUCCAUUCCGAGAGAGAUUGGGGACGGGAUGCACAAAGGAUAGCAAGGACUCCGGUAUCGAAGUACGACCAAAAGGAAAGCAGCGAAAUCGGAAUCGACAUCGAGCCCGCAUGCAAACAAGUGCCCGAAAAAAACCAAUCAUUUCGAUAGAGGAACAAGUGGUCGACUAUCGACAGGACGACGCCAGGCAGAAUGCGGAGAAUUCGAUUGUCAUCGGACUAUGGCUAAUCGUUCUCUACUUCACCAAUCGCACCUUCGGACUACCAUUUGAUAUAAUGUGGCCGGCAAGGAUAAACCACGCUGCCGUGGCUCUCAGCUAUCUCCUGAUUGGAAUUUGGGUACUGUGUGCCCUCUACUUCUACUUCAGAAAACGAAACGAGAAGAUGAGAUGGUACAAGACCUACCCAAAGACCUAUUAUUUCGCGUGGAUGGUUCAGUUGUCUGGAUUUGCAUUGUUCUGCCUUGCCACGUACCCUCAAAUCCACCGCUGGAGUCUCCUGGUCUCCAUCUUCUACUUCUCCUUCUUCGCUACCAUCAGCAACACAUUUUUGUAA